AUGGCUCAAAAUGGUUCGAACAGUACUGUGAAGCUGAUAGGGACAUUCGCAAGCCCAUUUGCCUUGAGGGCUCAAGUCGCUCUACACCUCAAGUCCGUAGAGCACGAGUACAUAGAAGAAGCCGAUGUUCUGAAAGCAAAGAGCGAUCUUCUUAUUAAAUCAAACCCAGUCCAUAAGAAAGUCCCUGUUCUCAUCCAUGGUGAUGUUUCAAUCUGCGAGUCUCUCAACAUCGUUCAGUACGUCGACGAAGCCUGGCCGUCCAAGCCUUCCAUCCUCCCUUCUGAUCCCAAAGAUCGCGCCUUCGCUCGUUUUUGGGCUCACUUCGUUGACGGAAAGUUCUUUGAGUCUAUCGAUGCGGUGGCUGGAGCAAAAGAUGACGAGGCGAGGAUGGCCGUGGCCGGGAAUCUGAUGGAGUGUCUAGCGGAACUUGAGGAGGCAUUUCAGAAGAGCAGCAAAGGCGGAGACUUUUUCGGAGGAGAAAAUAUUGGGCUCGUUGACAUUGCUUGUGGGGCCAUAGUCGGUCCAGUCUCUGUCAUUGAGGUCUUUUCAGGUGUGAAAUUUCUACGUCCAGAUACAACACCAGGCUUGCUCCAGUGGACUGAGAAAUUCAAGGCCCAUGAAGCUGUGAAACCUUACAUGCCUACUGUGGCGGAGUUCAUCGAGUUCGCUAAAAAGAAAUUUAAUGAUCAGUGA
Messenger RNA from Microthlaspi erraticum, 693 nucleotides. The record is from the annotation of a GenBank genome assembly. Lineage: Eukaryota; Viridiplantae; Streptophyta; Magnoliopsida; Brassicales; Brassicaceae.